AAUCCUCAUUUGAUCUUCGUUUGGCGGAAGAAGCUUAAUUCCAAGGAAUACUUGGGGUUGAAGCUCAUACGUGGACGCCCCGCAGAAGUAGAUCCAACAGGAGCGGUCGUCUUCUUGGUUUGGCCGGCCAAGUGAGCACGUGCCUGUCCUGUGUUGGACCGGCCUUGGCUGGCCAGAGUUUCGAGAGUUUACUAGUGGCAGCUCAAUAUGUCACCCAAAUCGAGCAGCUGGAAUCCUUUCCUCUUCAAACCUGUGUCAGUCACAUUCUUUACAGCUUUGGUGUAUGUUGGUCUGGUCGUGGGGUUAUUAAUCGUGCAUAUUGUGGUCCCUUCGGCGCCAACGAGCCCUACACCAAUCAAUGGCAUCAACGUCACAGAAGCAUGGUUGGAUCUGCAGGAACUCACCAAUGGAUUCCACCCGUACAAUAGCCGUCGAAAUGACGAGGUUCGGGAUUGGCUGCUGAAGAGAAUCGAUGCUAUCUUAUCAAGCAACAAAGUGGAUUAUUCCACAGUUGACCAAUAUGUAAAGACGUCUCCAGUCCGACCUCAAGCACAUGGACAAGAUGUUACUACAGCUGCUGCGGCUUCUUCAGCUGUCAUAGUCUGGAAUGAUAUGCUCUCGAAUGUCACAUUUUCCGCACCCGGCGCCAUCUCUGGCAGUGCUCGUGAACCUGGAAUUAGUGUUUAUUUUGAAGGCACAAACAUCAUCGUAUACGUUCGUGGGUCUGAAGACCCCGAGGGCGAUUGGUGGAAUCGACCCGCAGAAGAUAUCGGGUCCAGUGGAAUCCUUGUCAAUGCACACUACGACAGCGUCUCAACUGGCUACGGUGCAACUGAUGAUGGAGUGGGCGUUGUGACUGUCUUGCAGCUACUCCAGUACUUUACAACUCCUGGAAAUGCUCCAAAGAAGGGCGUCAUAGCUUUGCUCAAUAACGGCGAGGAAGACUUUUUGAAUGGCGCCCGGGCAUUCACCCAGUCGCCCGUAUCCCAGUUUGCUCAUGCUUUCCUGAAUCUCGAAGGUGCCGGUGCCGGCGGGCGUGCAACCCUGUUUCGGAGCACUGAUACAGAGGUCACGAGAUUCUACAAGAAAAGUCCUUAUCCGUUUGGCUCUGCUUUGAGCGGGGACGGAUUCAAACGAGGAUUGAUCCGAAGUCAAACAGACUAUGUCGUUUUUGAUGACAUUCUUGGCCUCCGCGGCCUCGAUGUGGCCUUUAUGGAGCCCAGGGCACGCUAUCACACUGAUUUGGAUGAUGCCAGACACACUGGCAUUGAUUCGGUCUGGCAUAUGUUAUCUGCCUCUGUCGCAACGAUGAAGGCCCUCACAUCCGAUACGAGCCCAAACUUUGAAGGGUCCAAGGAGGACGCUGAACCGGGCAAGGUGAGCAGCGGAAAGCGCUCUGAAGGAGUGUGGUUUGACAUGUUUGGCCGUGCAUUUGCCGUCUUCCGCCUCCAAAGCUUCUUCGCAAUAUCGGUAACACUUUUGGUCGCCUCGCCCGUUUUCCUGCUGGUCGUUGCACUGAUUCUCCGCCGUGUCGACAAAAUGUAUCUCUUCUCGAAGAAGACGUACUUGCAUUCGUCGGAUGACGAUGAGCCCAUCAAGCUCUAUGGAUGGCGUGGAGUUUUCAGGGAUCCCGUCGCCUUUGUGCUUGCAUCCGCCGCUGCAGUCGGGCUUUCCUUUUUGGUGACCAAGCUUAACCCGUACAUUGUCUACAGCAGCCCAUUUGCUGUUUGGAGCAUGAUGUUGACUGCAUGGUUUGUUGUGGCUUGGUUCAUUGUCCGGGGCGCGGAUUUUGUCAGACCAUCUGCCCUCCACCGUCUCUAUUCGCUCGUGUGGACGUAUAUUGGAGCGUGGGUGCUCCUGGUAGGCGUUACUGUCCUUGAGCACAAGUACAAGAUUGCCGGUGGAUACUUUAUCGUGUUUUACCUCUUUGCAGCCUUCCUUGCACUCUUAAUCUCCUUUUUGGAGCUCUUUGGUCUUGAACGCAAGUCGGUCUACGCAGCCAGGAUUAGCGACGACCGGACCGCUACCCCAGGCAGUGCUCACUCCGAUUCUGCGUCUGCCAGACUCAUUGCUCCCUCGUCUGACGAAAACCCGGCCGCUAGUGGAGAAAACGAGGACUCGGGCCGGCAGUCUGAAGACAAUGAACCCACAGAAAGGACUCCUCUCUUCCGCAAUGCCGGGCAAACAUCGUUUGCCAACUACUCUCGCGCAAGAGGCAGCGGCCGGCGCCACUCGAGCAGCAGCGACCAGGACGACAGUCACGGCAUUGUGUCACGACUUCAUUACGGCGAAGAACAAGCAUGGAGCGCCCAUCUACCGCAAUGGACGUGGCUGCUACAGUUCAUUCUCACAGCGCCCAUUGUCAUCAUCCUGGUCGGCCAGAUUGGCCUUCUCAUCACGUCUGCUCUCCACCAGACCCUCGCAGACGGCAGCUCAGCCUUGCUCGUGUACAUUCUGAUCGCCGUCUUUUCCAUUCUCUUGCUCGUGCCCUUGACUCCUUAUUUGCAUCGCUACACCUAUCACAUCCCGACGUUCCUCUUCUUCAUUUUCGUCGGCACCCUGCUCUACAACCUGAUUGCAUUCCCCUUUUCGCCCGCCAACCGCUUAAAGGUCUUUUUCCAACAAGCCGUGGAUCUCGAAACGGGCAUCAACCGCGCCACUCUGACCGGCCUGGAACCCUACGUGCAGGGGAUAAUUCACCAAAUCCCCAGCGCUGCGGGACAAGACGUUUCCUGCGUCGAGUCCAGCAGCAAGCUCGGCCUGGUCACCUGCUCCUGGGACAGUCUUGCCCCACAAGUUGUCCCCAACCUCGACGACCUUGUCCCUCCGGGAUCGCCUCCCGAGAUCGGAUACGCCGAGUGGUUGACCUACAACGUGUCCCGUGUCACAGACCUGCCAAACACUGCGCGCUUCACCCUCGUCGGGCGAAACACCCGCAGCUGCAGACUCCUCUUCGACUCGCCCAUUACCGACGUCCGCGUGCACGGCGCCGGCUCGGACCCCUAUGACCGCUUCGACCGCGUCCCCGCCGAAGGCGGCACAAAAGAAAUCCGGCUCUGGAGCCGCGAAUGGGAACGGCCCUGGACCGUGGACGUCAACUGGCAAGACUCCGGCGACGGCCGCGGCCUCGAUGGCCACGUCGUGUGCAUCUGGUCAGACGAUAACGAUCCUAGUGCCAUUCCUGCCCUGGAGGAGAUUCGUCGAUUUGCGCCCGACUGGGUCGCCAUCACAAAGUUGGCCGAUGGGUUGGUGGAAGGUCGUAAAGCCUUUAUGGUUUAGUCUUGUCUUCAUUUCACUUUACUUCAUUUUGCUUCAAUUCAUUUCAUUUCUACUUCCGUUUGUUCAUUUCCUUUUCCGUUAAUCUAUCAUUCCAUUCAUCCUUUACCUAUGAUUAUCUUCGUUAGUAUUUACGCUACAUUAUCGCAUUAUGCAUUUACUUAUCCUCUAUUCUAUAUGUCAGUAGUUAGCUUCAAUUCUCAUUAACCUCAGUCUCAAUGUCCC
Molecule: messenger RNA, 3501 nt
Organism: Xylona heveae TC161
Lineage: Eukaryota; Fungi; Ascomycota; Xylonomycetes; Xylonales; Xylonaceae
Product: putative zinc metalloprotease
Exons: 3
Coding region: 208-3279 (1023 amino acids)
Biological process (GO): proteolysis
Molecular function (GO): metalloexopeptidase activity
Source: RefSeq, a predicted model, not a curated record